This is a messenger RNA of Ornithorhynchus anatinus (platypus), 3756 nucleotides long. It is a transcript of the gene TTLL8, whose product is annotated as tubulin tyrosine ligase like 8. Gene Ontology annotation, cellular component: cilium. Bases 143 to 2602 code for a protein of 819 amino acids. Gene Ontology annotation, molecular function: protein-glycine ligase activity, initiating. Gene Ontology annotation, biological process: protein polyglycylation; cilium movement; cilium assembly. Lineage: Eukaryota; Metazoa; Chordata; Mammalia; Monotremata; Ornithorhynchidae. The record is from RefSeq and is a predicted model, not a curated record. The transcript is spliced from 14 exons.
GGUUGUGUUCAGGCCCCCCCCCGCUCCAGUUCCCCACCUCCUUACCAGUGGAGACCGGAAGCUGUGACCCGCUCAGAAUUUGAGAGGAUUGAGGAAACAGAACCAGAAAAAUGAGAAAGGCGGCCCGCUGACCUCAGCCAUCAUGAACGAGAGUCAUACCGCCAAGAGAAGAUUCUCACAAGCUUCGUGUGACGAAGGAAGAGAAGAAAAUAUGCCUAAAAAAGGUCUUUCCCUUGAAUCGACGCAUUUUCCCCGCCUGGACAGAUACAAGCAGGCAAAGCACUUAUCGGAAAAGGCCAUCAAGGAAAAGAAAAUCUUUACCAUCUUCGGGCAUUACCCAGUCAUCCGGGCUUGUCUCCGAAAAAGAGGUUGGGUGGAGAAGAAAUUUCAUUCCCUGUACAAAGGAGGGCAGGAUGGAAGCCACAGCGUUCACCGAAGAAGGAAAGACGAGAACCGCCCUGACCGCAGAGAAGAGAACGGAAGUUUUUGCGACGAGUCACACGGCAUCCACGAUGUGAUGUCUAGGUUGGUGAAGGAUGAAACCCCUUACCUUCUCUGGACGAUCAGAAGGGACGUAAUAGACGCCCACGGCUUGCACUGCGACCAGAUGCUGAAUCACUACGGGAAGACGAGCUCCUUCACCACCAAGAUUGGACUGUGCCUGAAUCUGAGGGAUCUGCCGUGGUACGUGCAGGCCAACCCAAACGCCUUCUUCCCUCGCUGCUACAAUCUCUGCACCGAAGACGAGAAGCAGGAUUUUCUGGAUGAUUUCCGGCAGACGGUGGCUUCCAGUAUACUCAAAUGGGUGGUCAGCAACCACACAUGUGGCAAAAGCAAGCAGAAGACCAGGAAAGAAGGGCGCGGCCAUGAAGACCAGUGCAGGAAAACAGAUGCCGCUUCCUGGGAGGAAAAGAAGCGGAAGUGCCUCCCCGGUAGACUGAUAGACGCCGCGUGCCAGGUGUGCGAGACCUACCUGGGACGCCUGGAGCACCGGGACAUCGACGGCGCCGCGGACGGGCCGGAGGGGCCGGACGGGCCCGUUUCCCUCAGCGAGCCCCAGUGGGCCGAGCUGAUCGAGCAGUAUUACUGCCUCAUUCAUGAUGAUGCUUUUAUUUGUAAUUCAAGGGAUUACAUUCCACAGUGCCAGACUAUACUGAAUAAAAUCACGUCAGUCAACCCACAGCUGGAAAUCGACGGCAUGCAAAGUAUCUGGAUUAUAAAGCCCGGGGCGAAAUCACGGGGCAGAGACAUCGUAUGCAUGGACCGGGUGGAAGACAUCUUGAAGCUGGUGAGCUCCGCGGACCAGGCCUCCUCCAAGGACAAGUGGGUGGUCCAGAAAUACAUCGAGACCCCGCUGCUCAUCUACGACACCAAAUUUGACAUCCGCCAGUGGUUCCUCGUCACCGACUGGAAUCCCUUGACCGUUUGGUUCUACAAAGAGAGCUACCUCAGGUUUUCCACUCAGCGGUUUUCCCUGGACAGUUUGGACAGCUCGAUCCACCUCUGCAACAACUCGGUCCAGAAGCACCUGGUCAACGCGGCGGACCGGAGUCCCCAGCUGCCCGCCUACAACAUGUGGACGAGCACCCGCUUCCGGGAGUACCUGCAGCGGAAGGGGCGAGGUGGCGUCUGGCAGGCCGUCAUCUACCCGGCCAUGAAGAAGGCCGUGGGCCACGCCCUGAAGGUGGCCCAGGACCACGUGGAGCCGCGGAGGAACAGCUUCGAGCUGUACGGCGCCGACUUCAUCUUGGGCAAGGACUUCCGGCCCUGGCUGAUCGAGAUCAACUCCAGCCCCACCAUGCUUCCGUCCACCCCGGUCACCGCCCAGCUGUGCGCCCAGGUGCAGGAGGACACCGUCAGGGUGGUGAUCGACCGGAAGCUGGACCGGAACUGUGACAUCGGGAACUUCGAGCUGCUGUGGAAACAGCCGGUGGUCGCGCUCCCCCGCUUCAGCGGGUCAAACCUUUGCGUGGAAGGGGUCGGCCUCCAGAAGUCCAGAAAGCCCCCGGCGUCCAUCUGCACGGUCAACCUGCUGGGGCAGCUGGCUAGCACCCAGGGCCCGCGGGGUCCGGUCGCGGCGGGCGGCCGAACCCACGCGCCCGAGCCGGUCCGGCCGAGGGCCGCCCGCCAUCCCGGGAAGUGGGAGGGGGAGAAGGUGGUCUCCUACAGCCUGCCCGAGCCCGGCCGGGACCCCCCGGACAGAAGCUGCAGAGCCUCCAAGGUGGAAUUUCCGGCUUUUCCCUUCCGGCCCGAAGAGAGAAUCUCCUGGGGCCUCCGGGGGCUCCCGGCGGCCCGGCUCCAGAACCCCCCCGGCCUCUGUGCCCCCUUCAGCCCCUCGGCCCUGGUGCUCCGGAACCUGAAGAUCCGAGACGGACCCUGGUUCCGGCCGGCCAGGGGAUCAGGUUUCCCACGCAGUUUGAAGAAGAACACUUGCCUCGUGUGCAGAGGCACCUUCCAGCUGGAAAAGACGUGCAAACACUGCAGCUCUUUCCACGCCACCAUCUUCCAAGAAGGUACCUUCAUCCCCCUAACCGCCCAGGGCUCCCCGGUGAAGAAGAGCGCGAACAGCGCCUGGAGCACCCAGAGGACCCCCCGGCCCUAGGAGACCCCAGACCCAUUCCGUUUCUACAGAGAGACGCCCACCCCCUCCCGCCCCCCUCUGAUGCUGCUUUGGACAAGGGACGUGAGCCCCAAGAUGACAUUUGCUUCUCCAAUUCUUUCUGGCCUCCCGGUCAAUCCCAAGAUGGUGAAAUUGGGAGCCCCAGGGCAUGGGAAGCUUUGCUCCAGGACCUCCCCCCCCCCCAGAUGGGGUGGCAAGAGUGAACUAGCCAGGAAGGAACUGUGGGAAUUUCCUUCCCUGAAGACUUCCGGCACGUCAACCCCUAAAGAUGUCCUGCUCUCUCGCGGUCCAAGCCCCAAGUCUCCCCAGCUCCCCAUGGCCGGGCCCGGAGUCCCGGUGUCGAAGGUGACCUUGGGGAUCUAAAAGGUUCCACUUCCCAGUUUAGGGUUCCACCCACCUCCCUCGACACCCGCCCCGUCCUCGGGUUGAAUAGGAAACCGAGUCAGGCUCUCCGACGUGUCGGUAGAUCUGGGUUUGGCAAGACCCCAGCAACGAAAGAAGCCUCGGAGUUAACUUUCCCUCUGAAUCCCAGGACCCAGGGCCUCACAGCCGGGAGUUCGGCCCUAGGGAAAGGGGGGCUGGGUUAGGUCUGGAUGGACGGGGGUCAGCAGGAUGGGGAGAAGGCUGGGUGCUGCAGGGGGCGAAUCCUAUGAAAUCCAGAGCGCUAAGUGACACUGGGAUCCCGGAGUGGAUUGUGAACGGACCCCCACUUCUCCUUGGAAUUGGAGCCCCCAGCUCUGUCCCUGGAUUGCAGAGGGGCCAGACAACUCGGCCGGCGGGCCUACGUCUUUCCAAGACCCUGUGUCCAUCCCAACGGGGCCCAGAUCCUCGGACUCAGAGACCCCCCGGAUCCUCGGCCUGGCUCUCCUGGGUGGGGGCUUUCUCCCAGUGACGGUAGCCACAGUGGGGAUUUCACCGGCCCCGGGAGGAAGUGGACACCAGAGCCGAGAGGCCCCGGGGCGGGCAACCUUCCUUGCGAGGAUGGGACCACGCUCGAUGGUUAUCGACGAACCCCGGGCACUGUGGCCUGGAGACCAAUUUCCCACCAAUCUCCCUUCCGAAAUAAAAACGACCCAUUCAGAUCCUGCGAUUGCUGCUGAACGAGGGGAAUAAAUUGACUGAUCGUCUUUGUCGAC